CGGCCCUUGCCCGGCCGGGGCGGGGGGGUCUCUGCGCGCUGCCGGCGGGGGCUGAGGCAGGAGAACCCUGCGGUGUCCCGGCCGGCGCCCGGGGGAGGGAGGCACGGCACGGCCCUCGCCGCUUCGCAACUGCCGGCUCCUGCCCCGAACUUCAUCCCCCCCACCCCAGCCGUGUUUCCCGGGCUCUGGCAGGGAGCUGGCACUCUUGCCAUGCCGCUCUGCGGAGUGUCGCGUCCCUUUAAAUCCGCCUGGCUGACAAUGCACCCGCGAUCCUUCUGGAAGAGCGCCGUGGAUCUUUCUUUCCUCGUCCAGUCACCAUGGUUGCAUCGCAAGUGCUCGAUUCCACUUGACUAACUACAGAUAUUUGGCGGUCGUCUUAAAGAAUGGAGGUUUCCUUGUCACCGUAGUUCAGUUAUGGGAUGCUUUAAUUGUAGGAAAAUUAUUCGGUUCUUAGCAUAGCUUUCACCUGUGGAAGUCACUGCCCUCCAAAAUGUUUUCUGUUCUUUAUAAAUGUACAUACUGUACAGAAUAAAGGCACAGGAAGGGAAUCAUUGACGUGUUUCACUUUACCCAUUAGAGCAGGGUUGAGUUUGAGAGAGACUGUAGUUGUACAAGAGACUCGUGGACUGCUAUCGCAAAUGAUAAUGUGGGGACUCUGGGAUAAGGCAUAAUGAUUUCAAUUUAGCCAAGACAUUAAAUAGGAUUCUUUACUAAUUUUCUUAUUGUAGCUUGGUAUGUGCCAUGUCUAGCUUCACUUGAGACCCUCCAAGAAUUAUGUAGGAAGGAAAAUCUCAGCUGUAAAUCCAUUGGAAUCACCAACAGGAAUCUAAAGAGUUAUGAGGUGGAAUAUUUGUGUGACUACAAGGUAGACGAGGUAACAGUCUAUAUUUCUUCUAGACUGUUGUAGUCUGACAAGUUAGGGCCAUGUGGUGCAACUGGAUUCCUAACAGCUUGAUCGUGCCAGUGAAAUUCGGUCUCAGGAUUUGGCCUUUUUACAGUUAUUUGGCCUUUUUAAAAUAAGCACAAAAUGUAUGCUUCUCGAUUAUAAAUACAAUAUUAUGUAUUUUGAAUGGAAUACUCUCUUGGGACGAUGGUUGAUACGACAAAUAGGUACAGAAUACUAUCUUGUGAAAUGGAAAGGAUGGCCAGAAUCUUCAAAUACUUGGGAGCCUCAGAAAAAUCUGAAAUGCCCAUUGCUUCUUCAAAACUUUCUUAGUGACAAGAAUGAAUAUUUGUCUCGGAUGAGAGAAGGCAAAGCACUGAAAGUGAGAAACCAUGUUAAAGCUUUGAAACCUGCGGUUGCAGAUUACAUUGUAAAGAAGGCUAAGCAAAGAAUAGCUCUGCAGAGAUGGAAAGAAGAACUCAACAGGAAAAAGAAUCAUAAAGCAAUGAUUCUGGUAGAAAACACUGUGGAUCUUGAAGGCCCUCCUUUAGACUUCUACUACAUUAAUGAGUAUAAACCUGCUCCGGGAAUAAACGUAAUAAAUGGAAUAACGACUGGCUGUGAAUGCACUGACUGUCCUGCUGAGAAGUGCUGUCCAAAGGAGGCUGGAUUUAUUUUGGCUUACAAUAAACGAAAGAAGUUGAAAAUCCAGCCUGGCUUGCCCAUCUAUGAAUGCAAUUCAUUUUGUAGGUGUGGGCCUGACUGCCCUAAUAGGAUAGUACAGAAAGGUACGCCGUAUUCUCUUUGCAUCUUCAGAACUAACAAUGGCCGUGGUUGGGGAGUAAAAACCCUCCAGAAAAUUAAAACCAACAGUUUUGUGAUGGAGUAUGUUGGAGAGGUGAUUACAAGUGAGGAAGCAGAGAGACGAGGCCAGCUCUAUGACAACCAGGGAAAUACAUACUUGUUUGAUUUGGACUAUGACUCAGAUGAAUUUACAGUAGAUGCAGCUCGAUAUGGAAAUGUGUCCCACUUUGUGAAUCACAGUUGUGAUCCAAACCUUCAGGUCUUCAAUGUGUUUAUUGAUAACCUCGACUUGCGUCUUCCUCGAAUAGCGCUGUUUUCUACACGAACCAUCAAGGCCGGAGAAGAGCUAACCUUUGACUAUCAGAUGAAAGGUCUGCAGAAUUUUGCACUGUUCUUGUGGGAGGUUUGGGGCAGUGGCGGAUCCUGUUGCAGUCUGACUGAUGAUAGCAUCUUAGGUCGGGCACCGCAUCUCCCUAACACAGCUCUGUGGAUUCUAGAACAGACGGCACUCACUGACAUGUAGCGCAGAUAGAGCGCACCCAGAAACUUUUGCAUGCACCUCUCAUGCGUUACCUCCUUCAGUGCCCCUACGCACAGCUAGGGGUUGUGGUUGGAAUGUCUGGCAAGGCAAAUUAUUUUGAAGAUUUGUCACAAGAAUGGUCAAAAGCUUUCCUUUUUCAAAUUGGCAUUCCAGGUAAACUACUUUCAAAGUUACCUACUAGUGAUAGUUGUAAAGACAGUUGUAGCAGCUGAGUGGUCUAAGGCACUGUAGGUUUGUCUUUGGAUUCUGAUGUCUGUAGGCCUCAGUUGUGGAUGUAGAUGCAUAGGACAGAAGAAGGCCAGUCCAGAGUUUUUACAGUGAGACCAUUAUUGACUGGAACAAGCUCUCCAGGGACGUGAUGGAGUCCUCAUCACUGGAGGUUUUCAAGAUGUAGUUGGAGGAGAGGCUGGAUAAUCUCAUCUAAGCUCACUUUCCCACGAAAGGUUGUACCAGGUGAUCCUUUGAGAUACCUUCCAACUUGGGCUGUUCCAUGAUUCUUUGAUAAUUGAUCUUCCUUUCAGUGUUCAAGAUCAGCUUGAAUGGGGCUUUGAGCAACUUGAUCUAGUGAAAGAUGUCCCUGCCCAUGGAAGGGAAGUUGGGCAGGUCUUUAAAAGUCCCUUCCAACCCAAACCAUUCUAUGACUACUUUGUUUGUUGGUUUUUUUUCCCGGUACAAUAGAAAAUUCUUGAGGUUUGCUGACAGGGGUGUUGCGUGUGUCAAACUGUGUGUGCAAACCAUUUAUCCACAACAGCGAUGUAUUGUUUGCUGCACUAUUUAGUUUUCAAAGAAGCAUCUCUACACUCCAGAACCGUACCUCAUUCUUGUAGAAGCUCCCUUUUAGCACUGACAAAUUGAUCUUAUUAAAAUCCUUAAAACUCCUCUUCUUUUGUAGUGUCUGUGACACUAAUGGUCAGGCAGGCUGCAGUCUCAGCUGACCGGUGGAUGCAGACCUGUGGGUACAAGGCUGAGUUUGUUGAGCUUUGGAUUCUGUAUGUCUGCUAGGUGUUGUGUAAGUAGUUGUAAUGUGGGUGUCAGUAAAUUUCAGUAUAGCUUCACAUACAAUUCUUUUAAGAACUGGGGUGUUAGAAGGCUUUUUGAAACCAUUUGAAUACCUAGCACAGUUUCAGUCUGUCUUUUAAAACUUCCUUAUCUGUGUUUAUCUGUGUCACAGGUUCCAUAGAUCUGACUGCAGACUCUGCUGAUGGUCUCAGCCCUUCCAAAAAGAGGAUCAGAACUGUCUGUAAAUGUGGAGCUGUGUGUUGCAGAGGUUAUCUCAACUGAGUUCGGGUAUCCAAAGUCACAAAUACUUUGUUCUCUUUUAAAUGUGUUUUAAGAAGACUCUUCUUUCACACAUCUAUUCAAGUAUUCUUACAUCUAAUGUAAAUAAGUACAGUGCAAACAAGGCAUUACAUUUGUAAUUGAAAUGGCUUUGCCAAAGAAAGAGAUGUAGUGUUUCAGGCAAAUACAGAACUGAUAAUGGGGAUUAAAAAUCAAUUUUUCUAGAACUGUUAUUUAGGAAGCAGUAAAAUGUACGCUAAGAAAACUCUUUAAAAUGUACCUUGAUUUGAAUAUUCGAGUGUGAGCUUGCAGCCAUAGGCCUUUUAGGAACUGAUUUCAGUGGGAUGAAGGAACGUUACAGAUUUUCUACUCCUUGAAAAGUCUGGAGGCUUUUGAUUUGAAUCCUAAAUCAUAGCUGACAGUUCUUUUGCCUUUUUUGCUGUAUAAAGAAAAGCAUCAAAAGAUUAGCAAUAACAUUUAUGGCACCGGCGUGAAGGAUUAAGGACAGCCAUCGGACUCUGUCUAAAUGAAGGCUCAUAGGAACGCAGAUUGUAAAAUGUCCACUGAACUCCACGCAAGUAAAGCAAUUGGUUUUAGCAGAUUCUAGAUGUAAGAUCAAGGUCUCAAAUGUUUUUUAGCUGAUGUUAUGUUAUUUAGAAGUUUUACAUAGAUAAGUUUGUUGUUGUUUUUUUUUUUUUCAAUUGUUCUGAUUUGUAGUUAGGAUGCUAUAGGAGGUCUGCAGUUCUACAGAGAAUUUGUAAAUAAUCAGAUUAUUGGUAGUAACAUACGCUGUUUGUUUUCAUUGCAGAAAUUUGGCAGUCAUUGCUGAAACAAAUUACUGGCUACAGUUUGGAAAUAGAUAACAAAAGAAUAGGGAGAGCAGCCCAUUGUCUAACAGAGCUGAUGCAUUAUGGACAUACUCUGUUAUCUGUAUCAGUUAUCUCUUAGGUGCAAAAAUACUGGGGGAAUUGAUUUGUAUUCAACUGGUUUUGAUUAAGUUUUUACAUACUGUGACUUUUUUUAUCUAGUGACAGACUCUUAAGAUACUAGGCCUGUUUUUUCUUGUUGCAAAAAUGUUAACUUCAGUGAAGUUAGACUAGGGGUGAAUUUACCCAUUUGCUGUAGACAUUUGUAAGAUGUUCUUGAAUGUAAAGGCUGAGAAAUGUACUGUUCUUCAGCUGCUUGAGUUGUCUUUUUUUAUUUCUUUUUUCCUGAUCAUCUUAAAGUUGUCUCGAUCUAUUCGUAAUGUAUGCUAAGUUUUGCUUGGCUUCAGAAACACUGAAGAGCAGUUGAGGUAGGUUAUGAGUGGAGUUACAGCCAAGGUCCAUGCUCCAGGGAUGAUUUAAGUGCUUUAUUCUCAUGGAUUAAAAGCUUGUAAAACUUGCAUAUUGCUUUACAAAUCAUGUAAAUGUUGAUAGGGUCAGGCAGAAUAAUGUUGCUCCAUAAAUGGAUGCUUCAUAAAUGGAUGCUAUGUAUCAUAGGUCAGCUAGUUACCUUUAUAAGGUGCACAGCUGUUGGCUCAGGUGAAUGAAGUCGAGUACCCAGCAUAUAACCGUUUACUUCAUUUGUUAGAAAAUGCCUUAAAUUUCAUGUGGAUUACUUGCACUCCAAAAAGAGUGUUUCAAAGGAUAAUACAGGUUGUUUUUUCAUUAAGAAGCACAGUUGCAUUUGCACUGAAGAUCCGGCCCUUCGGCAGAAAGUGACAUUUUAUAUGCUACUGGCCAAAAUCAGUUUCAUGGUUGGGGUGAAGAGUGUGGGCCAUUGAAAGUGCUGUGUAAGUUUUGUAAUCUGCAAUACAAAGAGAUACACGUUGAAAUAGAGAGUUUGCUUAGAUUAAAAAGUAUUUGUCAUUACCAGGCUCACCUGUAUCCACACACUUGGAUAAAUGCUGAAUCUAGUCAAUUUUUAUUACACCACAUCUCUAAUGAUUCUUUUUUUAAUAUAUAUAAAGUUGAAGUGGAAUGUGGAGCUUUAAUGUUAGCAAACUCUAGAUGAUGUUCCAUCAUUUGGAGUCAUUAGUGCUUUCUCUUGCAUGUAGCCCGAUUCAGCGAUGCAUUCCACGUGGAUGGAAUCUGCAAUCUCCAGCUCCUUAAUCCGCUGCUGUCUGCAGCCUUCCCUGUCGGUACAGGGUGGCGAGAGCAGCUUCAGCAAGAAAUGGAUUCCUUACCAAAUCAGUUUCUCUGGCCUCUCCUGUACAAGAUGAUGCAGGGCUGGUUCGACACUUUUUGUCUAUUUAUGUCUAUGCCCACUUUGAUUUAAAAAGGGCAAGUAAAUGCAUUUGAAAAGAUAAAAGUCUUGUUCAGUGUCUGCCUUUUUCCCAAGGCAGUAUUUGUUACCAACAGCAUUGGAAUAACACUGCUGUUCUUUAAGGUUGUGUGUGUUACCUCUUGUGUGAUAAAUAAAGGACCGUUAAUUUAUGUUCUGGGAGGUAACAGUAUUUUGUAUUCAUUUGAAGUAAACGCAUGUUUCCAGUUCAGAGCCUUGAACAGUAUUUAAUAUUCACCUAUUCACAGUGCAUUUGGAUUGCAGUUGGUGAAUUAGCUUAAUGGGGCACUGUGUCACUUUUAAAACUCCUUUUGCUGUUUUUAUGAGUUUGGAGGAAAAUUGCCAAAUUGGAAAAGGAGAAAAAGCUAUUUUCAAUUUCUUAAGGAGCCUAAACCAGCCCAGCUUCUGCCUUUGUUUUGCUUUGUCGUCUGUUAGCGUCAUCACAUCCACUGGUUCAGUUGUGUAUACGCACUUCUUAGAGACUGGUAACCUGUGAUCUAUCCUCUAGCUGUUCUUUUUUUGUUGGGUUUAACUUGUUGGGGUUUUUUUGGUAGCAAAACUAAAGCUGCAAGAUCACCUGUAAGAAAAGCUAUUGUCUAUUUAAUCUCCAAGUCAAUCUUUUGGUUAUUUCUAAUGUAUGUUUUAGGACUGUAUACAUUAGAAUAUGCAGUUUGUAAGCUCAGGAACAUUUUCUUUUCAUGAUGUGUGAUCUCAAGUAUUGCUAUCUUCCUAUAGUUUUUGAUAAAAUAAAUUAAAUUUAGUUUU
Grus americana (Whooping crane) is the source of this 6536-nucleotide messenger RNA. It is a transcript of the gene SUV39H2, whose product is annotated as SUV39H2 histone lysine methyltransferase. The record is from RefSeq and is a predicted model, not a curated record. Bases 1032 to 2210 code for a protein of 392 amino acids. Gene Ontology annotation, cellular component: nucleus. The transcript has 5 exons. NCBI's taxonomy places the organism in Eukaryota, Metazoa, Chordata, Aves, Gruiformes, Gruidae. Gene Ontology annotation, molecular function: protein binding; histone H3K9 methyltransferase activity; zinc ion binding.